AUGUUCCUAGAUGAGCUCAAAGCUGAUCUAGAGGAAGCAUGUGGCAGCCAAGCAUCAGAAUCAACAAUAUGGCAUUCACUCCAGCGCAGUGGUUACACAAUGAAGAAGAUCACACGGGUCGCUGCUGAGCGAAGCGCUGAAAAACACGCUCAGUAUAUGAACAAUAUCGGAAUGAACUAUAGGCCCAACCAACUUGUCUUUGUUGAUGAGAGCUCGUGCAACCAGUGGACCUCAUAUCAUAGACGUGCAUGGGCUUUGAAGGGUAAACGGGCAACACGCAAGGCCUUUUUUGUACAUGGCAAACGGUGCGUACUACAGUGUUCGAUGUCAUCCCAGUUUGAUCCUAUCUCUGUGCCAGGUAUUCAGUGCUGCCAGCGCUUUCACUCAAUGGCAUUCUCGAGCUGA
Mycena citricolor is the source of this 405-nucleotide messenger RNA. Lineage: Eukaryota; Fungi; Basidiomycota; Agaricomycetes; Agaricales; Mycenaceae. The record is from the annotation of a GenBank genome assembly.